This is a messenger RNA of Calliphora vicina (urban bluebottle blowfly), 419 nucleotides long. It is a transcript of the gene RPA3, whose product is annotated as Replication protein A3. The transcript has 2 exons. NCBI's taxonomy places the organism in Eukaryota, Metazoa, Arthropoda, Insecta, Diptera, Calliphoridae. Gene Ontology annotation, molecular function: damaged DNA binding; single-stranded DNA binding. The coding region runs from base 46 to 387 and encodes 113 amino acids. Gene Ontology annotation, biological process: mismatch repair; base-excision repair; double-strand break repair via homologous recombination. The record is from RefSeq and is a predicted model, not a curated record. Gene Ontology annotation, cellular component: nucleus; DNA replication factor A complex; site of double-strand break.
CGCCACAAUCAACUCGGAAAGAAUUGCAUUAAAUAAUUGUUAACAAUGGCUGGAACAUUUGAACCACGCACUCUUGUCAAUGGCAACAUGUUAAGAACUCAUGUAGGCCAAAAUAUUAGCAUUAUGUUGUGUGUGGAAGAUGAGGCUGGCACAAAUUUGACAGGCACCUCUACGGAUGAUCAAAAAAUUACGGUGAGCUUGUCCGAUUCAGUGGGAGCGGCUAAGGGUGAUUGGAUAGAAGUCAUAGGAAAAGCAGCUGGUCCCACAGCAAUAAGGGCUAGUGAGGCUAUUAUGUUUGGUGGAGAAAAUGUGGAUUUCGACAAAGAAGGCUACAACAUGAUGGUAUCAUUCAUGAACAAUUGUAAAGAAAUUUAUCGUCAUGGUUAAUUUGUAUAAGAAAUAAAUUUAUUAAUAAGUAA